This is a messenger RNA of Dalotia coriaria, 1967 nucleotides long. It is a transcript of the gene Cyp4bn11, whose product is annotated as cytochrome P450 4C1-like. Gene Ontology annotation, molecular function: iron ion binding; heme binding; monooxygenase activity. Bases 318 to 1826 code for a protein of 502 amino acids. The record is from RefSeq and is a predicted model, not a curated record. The transcript has 6 exons. NCBI's taxonomy places the organism in Eukaryota, Metazoa, Arthropoda, Insecta, Coleoptera, Staphylinidae.
UGACUUUAACUUAAAUUUUAACCGCGGUCAGUUGUUUUGUAACUUUUGUAAAGUAAAAAGUGACUUGCAAAUAUUUUAUUCAACAUCAUUAUAGUGAUAAUUAUUUAAUUUGCUGUAUCAUGCAUUCGAUGCAAUUAAAUUUCAAAUGUCAUACAAAAGUUUAAAAUAAGUUGAAUUUUUAUUUUCAUUGUGCAAGUCACCUGCGCGUUAGACUUACUAGUGAUAAAUAAUUUUUGGCCGUAAAAAUAAUCGGCACGGAAACGGGACAUUUGUGCGCGAGUCUUGAACUCUCGCACACGUUUUAAGAAACUGUCACGAUGUUAACAUUAGGAUUAUUAAUCUGGGCACUAAUAGUGAUUGUUUUAUUUAAAUUAUAUCAGAAAUAUGUGGAGAGACAGGUGUUUUUAAGUAGAAUUGCUCAUAUUCCGGGGCCGCCAUCACGUCCUUUGGUUGGUAAUGGGUUGGAUUUUAAAGGAACUACAGAUGUUUUACCUGUGAUGAUGCAGUAUACGAAAGAAUAUGGUCCUACAUACAGACUUUUUCUUGGCGCUGAUACGAAUAUAGUGACUUCUGAUUUGAAAUUUAUUGAGUUUUUGGUAACAUCAACGACACAAAUUACGAAAUCAUUGAGUUACCGUUUUCUUGAUAAAUGGUUGGGAACUGGUUUAUUAACAGCGUCGAAUCCUAAGUGGAAGAAGCAUCGACGUCUGCUUACUCCGACAUUCCACUUUAAGAUUUUAAAUGAUUGUAUUCCGAUUUUCCACUCAAACGCACAGAAUCUCAUUGAGCAUUGGAAAGGAUCUAAUGGGAAAAUGGUUGAUAUACAUAAGGAUGUUUUACUUUGUAGUUUGGAUGUGAUUUGCGAAACUGCCAUGGGAAAUCCAAUAGGCGCUUUAAAACAAAGAAAUGGUUCACAUUAUGUCAAAGCAGUCAAACACAUGACCAAAAUGGUAGUGGAACGCACGUUUUCAAUAUGGCGUCAAUUCGAUUGGAUCUAUCAAAUGUCCCCAGAGUACCAAGCGGAUAAAAAGAAUACGGCAUUUCUUCAUGGUGUCACAGAAGGGGUUAUCAAAGUAAAACGUCAAAGACUAGCUGAAAAAGAAAGUAAAGAAAGUAAAGACAAUGAAGAAGACCUAGAUGAUAGUUUUGGAAAAAACAAACUCGCCUUCUUAGAUUUGCUUCUAAAAUGCUCCACUGAAGAAGGAGGCACUUUAACUAACGAAGAAAUUAGACAAGAAGUUGAUACAUUUAUGUUUGCAGGCCACGAUACCAUUUCUUCAGGAAUGUCUUUUACAUUAUAUCUUCUAUCACAACAUCAAGAUGUCCAAGAAAAAGCUUUUGAAGAAGUAUCUAAAAUAUUGGGUGAAGAUAAUACCAUCACAAUGGAAAAACUAAACGAAAUGAAAUAUCUUGAAAUGGUUAUCAAAGAAAGUUUGAGGUUAUUCCCUCCAGUUCCUAUGAUUGGCAGAGAAUUUACAGAUAACGUCGUUUACGAUGGUGAAGUAUAUCCUAAAGGCCUACAAAUAACAAUCCUUCUCUACGCUGUCCAUCGAUGCAGUGAAAUCUACGAAGAACCAAACAAAUUCAACCCAGAAAGAUUCACAUCAGAAAACUGUGCAAAACGAUCAAACUACGCCUACCUACCAUUCAGUGCCGGACCUAGAAACUGCAUCGGACAAAAAUUCGCCAUGUUGGAGAUGAAAUCAAUGCUCAGCUCCCUUCUACUUAAAUUUAGAUUCAAACCAUCCAAUGAAGAACUCCAAAUAGCAUCAGAAACAGUUCUAACAUCUCUAAACGGCAUUAACGUCCACAUUGAAACAAGAUAAACCCAUUAAUUAAGUAUAAAUAAGUAAGGUUAUUUUUAGAUUAUUAUAAUUAUCAUUAUCACACACAAAACCACAUUGAACCCAUUUUUAUUUGUACCAUCACCACAAUAAAUGAUAAAAUGUUGUUUUAUAUAACGAAAA